Molecule: messenger RNA, 378 nt
Organism: Phytophthora megakarya
Lineage: Eukaryota; Oomycota; Peronosporomycetes; Peronosporales; Peronosporaceae
Source: the annotation of a GenBank genome assembly
AUGUUGAUUCUGGCCGACCACACGAAGUCAUUCCACGUCGUGUGCGACGCGAGUGACUUUGCAAUUGGCUGCGCGUUAAUGCAGUUUGACGACGAGAGACGCAAACGAGUGGCGAGUUACCAGUCGCGUCAACUGAAGCCAGCGGAGCGCAACUACCUUGUUCACGAUAAGGAGCUGCUGGUCAUGCGCUACGCGUUCAUCAAGUUCCGCGUGUAUCUGUUGGGUGAACAGACGUUUGCUGUCUACACAGAUCAUGCGUCGCUGCGGACAGCGGCGAAGAACCCUCACCUCUCCCAGCGCAUGGCACGGUGGCUCUCGUUAUUCGCUGAAUACAACUUUGUGGUGCACUACAAGCCGGGCAAGACCAACAUGCGCUGA